Molecule: messenger RNA, 6488 nt
Organism: Hydra vulgaris (swiftwater hydra)
Lineage: Eukaryota; Metazoa; Cnidaria; Hydrozoa; Anthoathecata; Hydridae
Product: DNA polymerase zeta catalytic subunit
Biological process (GO): error-prone translesion synthesis; double-strand break repair via homologous recombination
Cellular component (GO): zeta DNA polymerase complex; nucleus
Molecular function (GO): nucleotide binding; DNA binding; DNA-directed DNA polymerase activity
Source: RefSeq, a predicted model, not a curated record
GUACGUCUUUAAUAAUGCCUGCCUUUUCGCUUCGAAUUAUUGAUGCAAGUUAUUAUAUGGAGAAACCUAUACAAGGGUUAGAUUUCUGUUUUUCAGAAUUUCGGCAAACUGCAAUUUACCAUGUUCCUGUGAUACGCAUUUUUGGUACAACACCUCUUGGACAAAAAUCUUGUCUUCAUAUUCAUCAAAUCUUUCCAUACUUAUAUGUUCCUCUACCCGCUGGUGUUGAUAAUGGUUUAAGAUUUUGUAAAGAGUUUGCAAUGAGUUUAGAUUCUGCACUAACAAUUUCUUUUGGGAAAAGUGUAUCACAACAACGUCAACAUGUUUUCAAAGUUGAGAUAGUAAAAAAAAUACCGUUUUAUGGGUAUUACAAGAAUGAGAAGGAUUUUCUUCAAGUUUAUUUAUAUAAUCCCAAUCAUGUUUCAGUAGCUGGAGAUUUGCUCAUAAAUGGCUCAGUAAUGAAUCAGUUCUUUCAACCUUUUGAAACACAUAUACCAUUUAUUCUUCAGUUUUUUAUUGACUACAAUUUGCAUGGAAUGAAUUUUAUUAAUCUUUCGAGCGUUUUGUUUCGAACACCACUACCAAAAAAAGAUACAGUUUCUAAUUUAACUUUUUCAAGUCCACAAACUUCUGACUUGUUUCAGUCUCCUUCAAUUAAAAAGUCAAACUUUGAAGUGUUUACUGAAGAAACUAUCCAUGAGUCACAUUUGCUGUAUGUAAAAAAGCAAAGUACUUGUGCAGUGGAGGUAGAUGCAAUUGAAUCAGCCAUUUUAAAUAAAAAUAGUAUCAUGGAAAAUAUUGGAACUAAUCCUGGUUUAAAUGAGUUAUGGGAAGACGAAAAGCAACGACUAAGAGACAACCAUGAAAAUUCUAUAAUUAAGAUUAGUGAAUCUCAAGAUAGAGAAGAAUUUAUAACCAACGAUGAAAAGCUGAGUCUUAAAAAACUAAAAGGCAUCAUUGAUGAAAGAAGAUUAAAGUUAAGUGAAGAUCUAUUAAAUUUAUCAACAACUUCAGAUCAAGGUUCUUGUUUUAACAGUUUAUUAGCUACAACUUUAGAACAAGAUUCAUUAGCACUUGACUCUACUGCUGACCAAAGUUUGGUUAAUAUACUUUUAAAUAUGGCAGAAGAAGAAGAGCUCCAUAACAGCUUAGAACCCCUUUCUGCUCUAUCUGAAACAAGUUUAAUAAAUAAUGGCUUAGGUCACGAAGAAGAUGAUGAACAUGAUGAUGAUGAAAAUGAAAGCAUUUUGAUGUCGCAAACAGUUAAUGACAUCAUAAAUUAUCCUGAUAAUUCAUUUUUGUCUUCUCAGUCUUACAUAUGGAGCAAUCCUUUACUUGAUGAUCAAGAAAACCAAUGCGUAGAAAUGUUAAGUAAUUCACCAAUAGAAAGCAUUAAAUGUGACAAUAGUAAAGAUUCAACUGUUUUCAAUGAAUCAAGAGUAAAUAAAGAAAAAAAUUUUAUUCCUCAGUUAGAUGGAAAUUCCGAUUUAUGCAGAGAUUCGUCAAGUGAGGAUUUUCAAUCAUAUUCAAGGAAAAGAAAACGAAAAAAAUUAAAAAGUAAAUCAAAGAAAAAAUCUUCUAGCUUUGAAAUUAAUACAAGCUUAGAUAGUUCUACUAUCUCCUCUCUUACUUUAGAAAAUAUCUCCAACAAAAGUUCUCUAGAAUGUAGAAAAAAUUGUGUUGAUAAUAAUUUAAAAUAUAAUUUAAAAGAUAACUUUGUUUAUCCAAAAGUUUAUCCUAGUCGAGUUAAAAAUAAAAAUUCUCUCGAAAUUUCCGCUAUGCCUGUGUUAUGUUCAAAAGAUUGUUUGCUAAAAUCUAGUCCAAAUAUGAAACAGGAGAAAAAAAAGCGUACUCUAAAAACUACUUUAAAAUCAGAGAAAUCAGAGUUCUUUUUAAAAAAUAAAGAAUACUUGCAAAAAAAGUACAACUUGAAAAAUUGUCAGGUUGUUUUAUGCAACAACAAAUCUAUAACACAACAACAUUGCUCUUCUUCAAAACUUCAAGACUCCAAAAAUAAAUUGAAAUAUAAUUUAACGUCGACCACUAACAAACAUUUCUCCAGCAAAAAAUAUAAAACUCAAUCAGAUGUGAAUCAGAUUAAAACAAGUCUUGAGUAUAACACAGAUCAAGAAGAGUGUCUUAUUUCAGAAAGCCCUGGAGAAAUUGAUUGUUCAAGAAACUUGAUAAUGCUGACAGGUGUAACAAGUGUAACUUCGUUUAAAGAAAAUCAUUCUCCUACUUUAAUUUCUUCUUCACAGUUUAUUGAAGAACAAGUUUUGAAUACCAACCAAACAUGUUCAAAUGAUAAAGGAUCAGAGCGAACUUGCUCAAAGGAUGAAGUAUUUGAGCAAAUCUGCUUGAAUGAUGUAGUAUCAAAGCAAUCCUUCUUGAAUGAUGUAGUAUUGAAACAAAUUUUUUCUAAUGAUGAAAGUUCAGAGCAAACCUGCUUGAAUGAUGUAGUGUCAGAACAAAUCUUUUCUACUGAUGAUAGUUCAGAGCAAACCUGCUUGAAUGAUGUAGUAUUGGAACAAAUCUUUUCUAAUAAUGAAAGUUCAGAGCAAACCUGCUCAAAUGAUUUAAUAUUGGAACAAAUCUUUUCUAAUAAUGACAGUUCAGAGCAAACCUGCUUGAAUGAUGUAGUAUUGGAACAAAUCUUUUCUAAUGAUGAAAGUUCAGAGCAAACCUGCUCAAAUAAUUUAGUAUUGGAACAAAUCUUUUCUAAUGAUGAAAGUUCAGAGCAAACCUGUUUUAAUGAUAAAAAUUUAAAACCAACCUGGUCUUAUGAUGAAAAAUCGGAACAAACCUGCUCUAAUAAUAAAAUAUCUGAGCCAACCUGCUCAAAUGAUGCAGAAAUAAUGCAAACCAGUUUAAAUGAAGAAAUAAGGAACAAUACUUUAAAUAGUAAUUUAAAAGUUUUAUCUUAUUGUAAUAAAGAACCUGAAACAUUAACACUGAGAGAGACACUUUUUUAUAAGGAAGACAACACAAGUUACAAUGAAACGGCACUACCAUUUACAAAAGUUGGGGUUUUAGAAAUUAAUGAUUCUGCAGAUAAAGCUUCAACAAAAAGUAGUCAACAAAACUAUUUAGAAAAUAAAAAAAAAACUUGUCACAAAAGACUUAAGUAUCCAGUUUCCUCUGUUCAAAAUUGCUCAUCAAGUUUUACCUUUUCAAUGAAUAACUAUAUAUAUACUCCCCUUGAGAAGCCACCUUCAUAUAACAAAGUUUUAAGUACGCUAGGUAAAAAUAAUCUCCAGGAAAUAACUUAUGAGGUGCCGUUUUAUAGUGACAAAACGGAUGUAGCUGGAACACUAACUGAAAAGAACAAUCCAAGUUGUAGAACAAAAGUAAAAGCUCUUCCAAAAUAUUCUACAAACCUUCCUCUUGUAACACUUGAUUAUUUACAACAAAAUCAGCUUCAGCAACUACAAUUAGAUAUAUUUACAUCUCCAAGUGGCUAUGAUCAAGCACAUCCAUUACUAGCUGAUAUAUUGAACUCAAGCAAAAUAGUAGUAAUAACACCGUGUUUGCAACCACCUAAAUAUUCUGCAGUGCUUCAUUGGUUACACAAUCAAAAAGAAUGCAAGAGUCCAAUAAAAAAAUCUCAUAUUCAUGAAAAAUAUUUAAAACCAGAUGGUGAUAUUGCUUUACAGAAAGAAUCACUUCAGGUUAAUCCUGAUAUAGAGAAUGCAUGUUUGUUUCCAGCUUUAGCAACAUCUCCUUCUUUGCAGAACUCAAAUGAACCUGAAAUAUCUACUCCAUGUGGUUUUUUUAGUGAUAAAGAUCCAAUAGUUGCUUUUGAAGUUGGUGAAAUUCAGAGUCAUAAGAAAACCACCUUUAAAGGCAUCAAUUCUUCUGAUAUUGAAGGAUUUACACCUAAUAAUACAUAUGCAUUCAAGACAACCCAGCAAAACAUUUCCAAUGCUAAAGCUAUUCAUUUUAAUCAAUCUCUUACAAUUGUUAGCAUUGAGCUUCAUAUUCAAACAAGAAGAAAUCUUAGACCUGAUCCAACUAUUGAUCCUAUAAAUUCAAUAUUCUACACUAUGCAUCAAGAAUUGUUAAACAUUGAUGUUUCUGGAGUGUUUAUUACUGAUACCUGUAUGAUUUCCCAAAAUAGUACUCAAUUGUUGAAGAAAGCUGGUAUUGCUAUAUCAUCAACUCACUGUUUUAGUGAUGAGCUGCUUAUGCUGAAAGGGUUUAGCUCUUUUAUACAAGAGCAUGAUCCUGACAUUCUUGUUGGUUAUGAGGUUCAAAUGCUUUCAAUUGGUUAUUUAAUUGAAAGAGCAGCAGCUCUAAAUUAUAACAUGUGUCAUGCUAUGUCUCGUAUUAGUAGUACUGAAGUUUACUCCAAAAAGAUUCAAAAAGAUCAGGAAGACAACUGGUUUGGCCAGCUCGUUUCCAUGGAAAUUACUGGAAGAAUAAUUUUAAACCUGUGGAGAAUAAUGAGAAGCGAGAUUGCAUUGCAAAUAUACACUUUUGAAAAUGUGUUUUAUCAUAUUUGUCAUCAAAGAGUUGCUGCUUAUUCAUUUUGCAGUUUAUCUGAAUGGUGGCUUACAAAUAGCUCACGUUGGAGAGUUAUUGAUUAUUAUUUAAAACGGUGUCAAGGAAACAUUAGGUUAUUGGACCAAAUUGAUUUUAUAAAUAGAACAAGCGAACUGGCAAGAAUAUUUGGAAUUUUAUUCUACUCAGUUAUUUCUCGUGGUUCGCAGUUUCGAGUCGAAUCAAUGAUGUUAAGAAUUGCAAAGCCAAUGAACUUCAUUCCUAUGUCACCUAGUCCUCAUCAAAGAGCAAGAAUGUCUGCUCCCGAGUGUAUUCCACUAGUUAUGGAGCCAGAAUCACGUUUUUAUGUUGAUCCUGUAAUUGUAUUAGAUUUUCAAUCAUUGUAUCCAUCUAUUAUAAUUGCAUACAACUACUGUUUUUCGACUUGCAUUGGAAGAGUUAAACUUUGUGCAGAAAAUGAGCUGUUCAACUUCGGUGCAGCAUCUUUAAAUCUUCCAUUUCAUGUGUUACAAGAACUUUUAAAUGAUUCGAAUGUUCAUAUUUCUCCAAAUGGUGUAGGUUUUGUCAAGAAAGAUGUCAGAACCGGAAUUAUACCAAGAAUGUUAGACGAAAUUUUAUUGACUCGUGUAAUGGUGAAAUCAUCAAUGAAAAAAGCUAAAGCUAAUAAGGUGCUUUAUAAACUAUUGGACUCUCGGCAGUUAGGCUUAAAAUUAAUUGCUAAUGUAACAUACGGCUAUACAGCAGCUAAUUUUUCUGGCCGAAUGCCAUGCAUUGAGGUUGGAGAUAGUGUUGUAAGAAAAGGAAGGGAAACAUUAGAGCGAGCAAUACAUUUAGUUAACUCUACAGAAAAAUGGAAUGCUAAAGUUGUUUAUGGUGAUACUGACAGCUUGUUUGUUUUGCUAAAAGGUGCUUCAAAAGAAACUGCUUUUGCUGUUUCAGCAGAAAUAGUAGAUGCGGUUACAGCACUAAACCCAAAGCCAAUAAAAUUAAAGUUUGAAAAGGUUUAUCAGCCUUGUUUUUUGAUUACAAAAAAGCGCUAUGUGGGUUACAUGUAUGAAAGUCUUGACCAGAAGGUACCUAUAUUUGAUGCCAAAGGUAUUGAAACAGUUCGAAGAGAUAAUUGCCCUGCGGUUGGUAAGGUUUUAGAGAAAUCUUUACGUAUACUCUUUGAAAAAAAUGACUUGAGUUUGGUAAAAAAAUACGUACAAAAUCAAUUCGUUAAAAUUAUGGAAGGAAAUGUCAUUUUGCGUGACUUCAUUAUUGCUAAAGAAUACCGUGGUUUGAACAAUUAUAAACCCGGGGCUUGUGUACCUGCACUAGCGCUGACAAGGAAACAGUUAAAACUAGAUCGUCGUGCAGAGCCUCGUAUUGGCGAGCGAGUACCAUAUGUAAUUUCUCACGGAAGUCCUGGAUUAACAUUGAUUCAAUUAGUUCGAAGUCCCAUGGAAUUGAUUCAUAAUAACAAUUUACGUUUGAAUGAAGCGUACUACAUUACUAAGCAGCUAUGCCCAUCAUUAGAUAGAAUAUUCUCAUUGAUUGGGGUGAAUGUAGCAAAAUGGUUUGUUGAUUUACCUCGAAUAACGCGUGUCAAUGAUCGUGAAUUCGAAUGUGAUGACAACAAAAAAGGUAUGAUUUCGCAUUACUUUUCCAGUAACCACUGUUUAAUUUGUUCACAAUUAACCAACCAUAAAGUAUGUAUUGAUUGUCGAAAUGAUUCUCAACGUACCGUCUUUUUUCUUAACUCUAAGUGUAGAGCAAUUGAGCGUCGUUACAUACAUUUUACUACGCUGUGUCAGCAUUGCACAAGUACUCGUUUUCUCCAAUCAAACUGUGUAUCUUUAGACUGUCCAAUUUUCUUCAAACUUUCAAAUAUAUCCAGAGAUCUUCAAAGAACUAAAGAAGUUCGCCAUAUUAUUUCAGAAUUUUAAAAAAUAUUUAAUUUGAUGCUUGUAAUUAUUCUCACAUACAUAAAAAUGUUAGCAACUUUA